AUGACAGAAGAGACAGAAGAAUCUGUAAUAACUGAAGAAUUUGUAAUAUUUACAGGCUUUGAGGUCGAAGUAAAAGACCACAAUAAUAAUAUAAAAAAAGUUAGAUUCGAUACGAAAGAAAUUCCAGUUGAAUAUGGGCCAUUAUUAGAAAUAAUUCCCGAACUUCAUAAAGAAAUAAUUCCCAAACUUCAGCUUGAUACCAUUGAUACCAACAAAGAAAAUGAUACUGACAAAAAAAUAUAUAAAUAUUAUAUUCAUGUCGGUCAUGGACAUGAUAACAUUAUUCAUAUCGAAAAGUUGGCACACAAAGAUGGUUAUUGUUUGAAGGAUAAUGACGAAAAAAUGCCUGAGGAGGGUGUUUGCCCAAAUUAUGAUCAAAAAGAAAUAGAAACUGAUGUCGAUGUGGAUCGUUUGGUAGAUCAUCUCUGUCUUAAAAAAGAAUGGAAAAAGAUUGAACGAAGUGAUAAUGCUGGAAGAUACCUUUGUGAAUAUACAUUUUACGUUUCAUUAUGCGAAAAUGCUAAAAAAUCAAUCCCUGGAACCGUAUUGUUUGUUCAUGUCCCAAGGGAAGGUUGCCCUUAUUCGAUAGAUGAGUUGGCUCAAAUUUUGAAAGAUAUUGGCAUAUGGGUUACCGAAAAUUAUUAA
This is a messenger RNA of Cetraspora pellucida, 645 nucleotides long. Lineage: Eukaryota; Fungi; Glomeromycota; Glomeromycetes; Diversisporales; Gigasporaceae. The record is from the annotation of a GenBank genome assembly.